AUGACUGGAGUUGUACUUCUUAUGAUAUGGUGUAUGUGUUGGUCAUUCUCAGGCCCUGAAGUUCUCCCUGGUGGAAAUUUAUUUGGACUGUUAAUUAUCUUUUUUAGUGCCAUUAUUGGGGGAAAACUUUUGGAACUCAUUAGAAUACCUUCAGUGCCUCAGCUUCCACCUCUUCUUGGGAUGUUACUGGCUGGUUUUACCAUCAGGAAUGUUCCAUAUCUCAGUGAACGCAUCCGUGUUAGUAACACAUGGUCUUUAACUUUAAGAAAUACUGCCCUUACCAUUAUCCUAAUACAAGCUGGGCUUGGACUGGAUUCACAGGCUUUGAAGCAUUUAAAGGGAGUUUGUUUAAGAUUGGCUAUGGGUCCAUGCCUCAUGGAGGCAUGUGCAACUGCUGUUAUUUCCCACUUCCUUUUGAAUUUUCCCUGGCAAUGGGGAUUUCUAUUAGGUUUUGUAAUAGGUGCCGUCUCUCCAGCUGUUGUUAUCCCUUCCAUGCUACUUUUGCAAGAAAAUGGAUAUGGUAUUGAGAAAGGCAUUCCAACGUUGCUAAUAGCUGCUAGCAGUUUGGACGACAUCCUGGCUAUCACUGGAUUCAAUACAUGCUUCAGCAUAGUCUUCUCCUCAGGUAGUAUACUUAAUAAUGUCCUAGCCUCUUGUAGGGACAUACUUGUUGGUAUACUGAUAGGAGCUGUUUUGGGAAUUUUUGUUCGAUAUUUCCCAAGUGAAGAUCAGACAAGACUUCCAUUAAAGAGAGCAUUCCUUGUUGUGAGUAUGGGUGUCUCUGCCGUCUUAGGCAGCCAUCAGAUCGGUUUACAUGGAGCUGGAGAAUUAUGCAUACUAGUGUUGACUUUUGUUGCAGGAAUGAAUUGGUCCAAAGAAAAGAUCAGAGUCCAAAUCAUUAUUAAAGCUGUAUGGGAUAUUUUUCAACCCCUUCUUUUUGGUUUGGUUGGAUCGGAAGUAUCUGUUGCAGCUCUUAAAUCAAAUGUUAUUGGCAUUUGUGUUGCUACCAUCAGUUUGGCAUUAUUGGUUCGAAUUUCUUUUACAUUUACAUUGAUGUGUUUUGCUGGUUUUAAUUUGAAGGAGAAAAUGUUUAUUGCUUUAUCAUGGAUACCCAAAGCUACAGUCCAGGCUGUGUUAGGUCCUCUGGCUCUAGAAACAGCAAGAAUCAGUGCACCCCACUUGGAACCAUAUUCAAAGGAUGUGAUGACGGUAGCAUUUUUAGCCAUCUUGCUCACAGCUCCAAAUGGAGCUCUAAUUAUUGGCAUACUGGGGCCCAAAGUACUUACAUGCCAUGAUCCAAGCAAAAUAAAAGUGGAAUUGACAAAUUUAGAAGUUCAUUAA
Molecule: messenger RNA, 1341 nt
Organism: Manis javanica (Malayan pangolin)
Lineage: Eukaryota; Metazoa; Chordata; Mammalia; Pholidota; Manidae
Source: RefSeq, a predicted model, not a curated record